This is a messenger RNA of Rodentolepis nana, 552 nucleotides long. NCBI's taxonomy places the organism in Eukaryota, Metazoa, Platyhelminthes, Cestoda, Cyclophyllidea, Hymenolepididae. The record is from the annotation of a GenBank genome assembly.
CUCGUAUUAGUAAUCGGAGAUUUCCACAUUCCGGAUCGCACCGUUUGCAUUCAUUCUGCUUUUAAAGCCCUUCUCUCCCCUGGUAAAAUUCAUCACGUUUACUGCACGGGCAACCUUACAAGUCGAAUUAUCUAUGAUCAAUUAAAAUUUAUCUGUACAGAUGUCCAUGUUGUCAAGGGUGAUUUUGAUCAGGUAUUUUUGCCUUUCCCAGAGACUAAAGUUCUUACAGUUGGAAAUUUAAAAAUUGGCCUCACCCAUGGUCACCAAAUUGUACCCUGCGGAAACCGCGAAAGCCUUUCAAUGCUUCGGCGACAACUUAAUGUUGAUAUUCUAAUUUCUGGUCAUACCCAUAAAGCCGAAGCUUACCAAUAUGAUGGUGGCAUCUUCCUCAACCCAGGAUCUGUUACAGGGGCCUCCUCCCCCUUCCAACCGAACCCACAACCGACUUUUAUGCUCUUGGACAUCCAAGAUACCAUGAUCAACCUCUACACCUAUCGACUGGAAGGUGACGAGCACAAAUUCGAAAGGACGGAAUUUCCUCGAGGGGCUUAA